AUGCAUAUGUACAGGAUACUAGAUCAGCUUCUACCAGCAUGGAAAAGAGAUCUUUACGAAGAUGUCGACGGAGAGAAGUCCAGUCUAAAAAAUCAGCUGCACCCUGAGGACUCUCCAGGAGUAUCGGGAGCUGUGAAAAUAUACAGGGGAGCAAAAGCAAUAGACAAGGAGCGACUAGUCUUUAUCAUAAAUCGUUUCAAUCGUUCCGAUUUUGGGAACUUUAAAUCGUCAAUUGACAUAAGUAUCGCAUACAGUGACCUAGCGUCCAUAAGAAGAGCAAUGGAAUGGAAAGAUUUUGAUGUACUCAGACAAAGCCGCAAGGAGGAUAGAGACCCCGAACCAUUUGAGCUCUAUGGAAACCGUCACACUGAGGCAGAGUUCAUUCAUUACGUGUGCGGCAUCUUGGAUCAGCUCCUGCCAGCCUUAAAACGUGAUCUUUAUGAAGACGUGGAUGGACAGAAAUUCGCUUCAGGUUCAGAACCGAGCCCUGAAAACUCGCCUUUACUCUCAGGAGAUGUCAAAGUGCACAGAAAAGCAGACACAUCGGAUAAAAAAUCGUUCAAUAGUAAAGAUCGUGUCGAUGUGUCGUCUAAAAUUGAUGUAGAGUUCGAGCAUUCAGAUUUCGCCCUCAUUAACAAGAGCAACGGUAUGGUAACAGAAAGCCGCGCAUACUUGUCUGAACAGUUGAAUUUUGGAGAACCAAUUCACACUAAAGACGGUGACCACGUUGCAAUGCUGAAGAUACAUUUAUUUAGCCAAGUUUCGCUCAUUGAUCAGAUCAACUCGUUGUACUUCAGAAAAACAGAAUCGGAAAAUAUUGCUUUUCAUUUAUUUGUGAGACUAUUCGUUCCAAACUCCAGGGCUGUUGACAAUAAUGACAAUGAGUUCGGUUGGUCUCCAACUAACUCGGGUCAGAUGUCUCCGAACAAUGGCUCUUAUUCUGGUGAACUUCACAAUUCGACAAAUUCAUCAUCCCUUUCUGUGAAGCACCGGAACCGAAGAGCAGCAGAACCUAUAGUAAUAAGUCAAACGGCAUACGAGCAAACGAUAUCGCUCAAUGUCGAUCAGGUACAAGACGCCUGGAGCCAAGCAAGCAACUUACCAUCGCUGGAAGAAAAAUUUCAACUGUUCAAGAAGGAGGUGAUUGGAGUAAAUGUGACAGGAGAGGGUCGUGUAAGCAUGGAACCCUACUCUCAGAAGAUAGAAGUGGGCUUCUAUAUCAAGAUUGGUCCUAAUGAUUGGGAGGAAAUCUUCCACGACAUUUUCCAAGGAAAAGACCUGACGAAUGGCGGGGUCAUCAAAAGGGAAUUCAAUUUGGCUAAGACUAUCGUAAGUUGCUGUCUUCGAACUGCAGUGAAACCUGUAUUAAGAGGAUACGCAUGGGACCCCGCUAAGGUCUGCUUUAUAAAGGUGUAUAGCUUUAAAGAAAAUACGCAAAGAAAAGUUUGGGACUUACUUAGAACGAUGUCCGCUUAA
This is a messenger RNA of Orbicella faveolata, 1476 nucleotides long. RefSeq lists its product as uncharacterized. The record is from RefSeq and is a predicted model, not a curated record. NCBI's taxonomy places the organism in Eukaryota, Metazoa, Cnidaria, Anthozoa, Scleractinia, Merulinidae.